AUGGCGAUCGUACCGCCAACCCCACCCCCAUCGAGAAACUCCCCGCUGUACCCCGUUCACGCCGUCCUGCGCCGGUUUGACCUCCAUGCGGGCUCCAGUAACGGUGUGGCACUGCAACGUAUUGGCCCGCCGCCGCCGCCGCCGCUUCCGUCAGCUGCGCCCCUGCAAGGGGGGCGCAUGGAGCUUGUCUUGUUUCCGUGCCAACUGGGCGAGCCCACGCAGCCCAUCGGAUGGCCUCCGGCCUCCCUGUAUGAAUGCACCGUGAUGGUGAAUGACGCAUACGUGACGGAGGACUUCCCACGCUCCCCGACGCGUAGCGCAAGCCAUCGCACCCUCGCGGGGCUGCCUCUCUCACGAUACCUCCGCUUGAGAGAGGAUGGAAGUAUUGACCCGGAGGCGCCGCUCAGGCUGUUCGUCACAAGUAAGGCAAAAUGGGCAGCGACGUUCUUGCUGGCGUGGUGCAGGGUGAAUGACGCGAGUGCCGUGGUGGCGGAUGUCGUUGCAAGGCUUUUGCGGUCGGAGGCGGCGUGCACCGGGUCGACUGCGUCCUCCGCCUCCUCCUCGUCGCUCAACGAUGACGGCAGCGAGAACGGGGCGGAGUCCGAUGUGGACGUUGACAGCGGGUGGGUGGAGGACGAUGGCGACGAUGUGGAUAAGGCGGAUAAGCCGGGCGGCGGCCACACGGCGUCGGCGGUGCAGCUUAGUAACAGGGCGACGUCGUCGGCGGGGACGGCCCUCGGGGCGGCGGCGCCGGUGGACGCUGAGGACGACGACGGGGGCCUUGUGGGUGACGGCGAGGCCGUUGUGACGCUGCGCUGCCCGCUGAGCUACCAGCGCAUACGGCUCGCGGGGAAGGGCAAACACUGCUCCCACCUGGCCUGCUUUGACGUCGCGACGUACCUUGAGUCCUCGCUCCGCAGCAGUGCGUGGAACUGCCCAAUCUGCGACGGUGCCGUUUUCGUCCAUGACUUGCGCCUCGACCGGACGCUACAGUCUGCCCUGGACGGGUUGGGCGCCGAGGUGGAUACCGUCGUCCUGUUCGGCGCUGGACACCGUGAGUGGCGUGCCGCGUGCCAACAGAAAGAAAGCUCCUUGGGCGCAACCGACAAACGCAGCAGCCGCAGGGGUGGGAGUGUGACGAGAGCGGCCCACGGCGAUAGCGGGAAAGGACAGCAGGCGCAGCCGCAGUUGUGUGUCGUCGAUGACAGCGAAGAGGAGGACGCGGGUGGCGACGACGCGGACGUUCUCGACAUGCUGGCGGUUGCUGGCGGCAGGAAACGUGCCCGGUAUGAACAGACUUGA
Trypanosoma conorhini is the source of this 1302-nucleotide messenger RNA. RefSeq lists its product as uncharacterized. The transcript has a single exon. The record is from RefSeq and is a predicted model, not a curated record. NCBI's taxonomy places the organism in Eukaryota, Euglenozoa, Kinetoplastea, Trypanosomatida, Trypanosomatidae. Gene Ontology annotation, molecular function: zinc ion binding; SUMO ligase activity. Bases 1 to 1302 code for a protein of 433 amino acids. Gene Ontology annotation, biological process: protein sumoylation.